Messenger RNA from Salvelinus sp. IW2-2015, 2598 nucleotides. NCBI's taxonomy places the organism in Eukaryota, Metazoa, Chordata, Actinopteri, Salmoniformes, Salmonidae. The record is from RefSeq and is a predicted model, not a curated record.
AGUUUUGUAGUCCUACCAAAGCUCAAAGUACACAAACAACUUGGCUUCACUUUGGAACACAUGGCUACGGUGCUGCAGGGAAAUGAAAACAACGUUUUGAUAUCCAAGUAUUUAUCUUUAAAAAAUUACUUCCUUUAAACUUGUUGGAAACUGAUAUGUCACCAGUAUUCGGAUUUGUUUGACCAAAAAAGGUGCCUUGGUUGAAGAUGGAUGCAGUACCUUGCAGUUGGAACACUACAAGAGUUCAGGAGUCGUUUGCUCGGACUAAGCCUGCCUCAGACACUCUAACAAAGCUGGCAAAACUUGUGGCACAAAAGCAAGAGAGUCAAAGCCAAAACCAACUACUGCCUGAUGUGUGCCCGUGUGUGUGCGCAGACAUGGCUGAGUUAUUGCACCACCAGCAGGGAGAACAUGCCUUACGUAAGUGUCAUCGCUGCCUUUCCUGUGGCAAAGAGUUUUCGCUCCUAUCCUCUUUGCAGUUGCACAAGUGCAUUCAUGAUGCUGCUCCGUGUCAGCUCUGUUGUGGUAAACCCCAGCUAGGUGCUCCAUGCAGUGCAUGCAAGGCUUCAACCUCAGACUCUCAGAGUGUUCAGGAUAAGUCCCUUUAUCACCAGUCCCACCAUCAUGAUAGCAGAUCAUAUGCCUGUGCUCCGUGUGGUAAAAGCUUUAGCCAAAAGCAGUCUCUGCUUCACCAUCAGCAGACUGGCUGUAGUAAAUCUGCCUCACGAACUUCAAAAGUCGUCAGCCCUCCCGCUGACACUCCCUCGCCUGAAUCUGCCAUCUUGUACUCCUCUCCCCCUGACUCUCCCCCCCCUGAUGCCACUAGUGUCCCAGAUCCUGACAGGCCAAGCCAAUGCCAACUUUGCGCCAAGAGGUUUCGCUCAGGGGCUGGCCUUGCAUGCCAUCAGCGAUCCACCCAUCGGGAGGAGUGGAUCAUCUCUAAGUGUCCUCUACUAAAAGGAGGAUGCACAAAUGGGGUUAAUAUUUUAUCGAAUCAGAUGGCUGGGCCAUCCCAACCAAAAAGAAGAGGCAGAAAGAGCCAGCUCCUCUCCUGUCGUUCCUGUGACAGGGUCUUCCUAAGCACUGCCAAGCUGUACUUGCACAGACAAGAGUCCCACAGCAGAGAGAAGGAUAUCAGAAGAGAUCCAAGGCCACUGAUUAGCAAGCGGAGGAAAAGAGAGACAUACCCAUGUGAAGUUUGUGGUAAAGUGUUCUUGCACCACUUGUCACUUAAAGCACACGUCAAGAAUCAUAGUCAAGAACCACCAAGCCAUGUUCAGCAGGUUGGGAAAGCAGCCAAAGAGACCAAGUUAGGUGAGAAGAUGCCAAAAAAGCCUAAAAGCAACCUAUCACGGAAGGUGGGUGGAACAUUGGUCAAGGCUAGCAGAGGGAGACCAAAGAAAAUCCCAGAAGAAGAGGGAGAGUUUCCUUGCCCAUCUUGUGCUGAGGUGUUUUCUUUGCAGUCUGCCCUGAAGGAGCACGAGGAGUUGCAUCAGCCUACAGGGAGUAUGAGACAGUGCAGCGUGUGCAGUCAGGGCAUGGGUAUCUCUAAGAAGCCUGGGGCCAAGCUUCGGAGGGCCUACCAUUGUGUUCCCUGCUUGAAGGCUUUUGUAACACUGGACACUUUCUUACAACACUGCCAAGAUCACCUUGUUGUCAGUGGCGAUGAGGAAGGGAGCAAUUUAUGACCUUGACAGCAAAAUGUGAGAUGUUGUACUCUUCCUUUUUUAGUUUUUUAACAAGCUGUACUGAGUUCCCAAGAGAAUAUUAUGUGUUCAUGUACAUUUAAAAAUAUGUUUAGACCACUCACCACAAUAGCUGUUUGAAUGUAAUUCAUAUCAACAUGUGAUUUCAAGUUGCAACAAAAAAUGUUUUUGUGUGUGUGCUGUCUGAUACCAUUAAUUUUGUGACUGACCAACAGUGGUACGCUGUGAAAGCAGUACAGAAACAGUCUUACUAGGCCUAAAUCCUCUUGAUUUAGACCUUUUAUAUUCCUUUACAAAUGUUGAUCGGAUCCAACCAUCCAUUUGUCGAUAUGGUUUAAAUUAAAUGAAUAUACACAAUAACUAAUUUACUAUGUUGCUGCAGCAUUAAAGGUCCAAUGCAGCAGUUUUUUAWUUUUUUUAUCUCAAUAUCAGAUCAUUUCUGGUUAACAAUUAAGUACCUUUACUGUGAUUUGUUUUCAAUUUUAAUGAUCAAAACGGGGAAAAAGACGGAAAAAAUAGCAAUUUCUCAAGCAAGAWUUUAGCUAGGACUGUCUGGAAGUGGCCUGACUGGGGAGUGGAAAACUGAAAGCUGUUAUUGGGAUUGAGGUUUGGAACUCUUUCUUAUUUGCUAUUAAAGGGCAUUAUAAUAAUUUUCAAAAUUUCACAGUAUUAUUCCAACCUCACAGUGUGGAAAGAUAUACUGAGUAUAACGAACAUUAUGAACACCUUGCUAAUAUUGAGAUGCCCUCAGAACAGCCUCAAUUCGUCRGGSCAUGGACUCUACAAGGUUUUGAAAGCAUUCCAYGGGGAUGCUGKCCCAUGUUGACUCCAAUGCUUCCCACAGUUGUGUCAAGUUGGCUGGAUGUCCUUUUGGGUGGUGGACAAUUCUUGA